This is a messenger RNA of Theobroma umbraticum, 2101 nucleotides long. RefSeq names its product ACT domain-containing protein ACR8-like. NCBI's taxonomy places the organism in Eukaryota, Viridiplantae, Streptophyta, Magnoliopsida, Malvales, Malvaceae. The record is from RefSeq and is a predicted model, not a curated record.
GAAGGAGCAUAGAAGAGGAGAGGGUAAAGAACAAGGCGUGCGUUCUUUUUCUAGAGAAAACAAAAACAAGGAAAAACAGGAGGGAGAGAAGGAAAAGUUUGGUAGGGGUUGUUAAUAGCGAUUUAGUCGAAGGUAUACAAAGUGGAAGAGUUUUUAGAGUGUCUGGCAUUUGGCUUUGUUUGAUUCAGCCGAGAGCGUUGUUGGUUUCCUAGGUCUUUGGUGACACAUAAAGGGUUGUUUUUUGAAGCUUUUUCUUUAGUGAGGUUUUCAAUCUUUUUUGGGUUCUUAAAGAGACAGCAAACCAAGCAGUAAAAGAAGAAGAAGAAAGAAAGAAAGAGUAGAGAAAAAUGGAGUGGCAUGCUUGUCUUGAUGAAUACGAGAAGCUUGUUAGAAGGAUGAGCACUCCCAGGGUCGUGAUCGACAAUACCGUCUGCCCCACUGCGACUCUUGUCAAGGUUGAUAGUGCUAGAAGGUACGGAAUUUUGUUAGACGCGGUUCAGGUUUUAACAGAUCUGAAUCUUUCAAUUAAGAAGGCUUACAUUUCAUCUGAUGGCCAGUGGUUCAUGGAUGUUUUCCAUGUGACUGAUUUAAACGGAAACAAAUUAACGGAUGAGAGCGUUAUUAGCUACAUUGAGCAGUCCCUUGAGACCACUCAUCGCGAUAGGAGCCAAGGGUUUAAUGGCUUAACGGCGUUGGAAUUGACGGGAACAGAUAGAGUUGGUCUUUUAUCAGAAGUAUUUGCAGUUUUAGCUGACUUGCAAUGCAAUGUGGUAGAAGCUAAAGUGUGGACUCAUAAUGGUCGAAUCGCCUCUUUAAUUUAUGUAAAAGACUGCAAUUCGGGGUUCCCUAUUGAGGACUCGCAGCAAAUUGACAGAAUCGAAGCACGAUUAAGGAAUGUUUUGAAAGGAGAUAAUGAUAUUCGUAGCGCGAAAACUUCAGUUUCUAUGGCGGUAACACACACUGAGAGAAGGUUACAUCAAAUGAUGUUUGCAGAUCGUGACUAUGAAAGAAAGCCUAUUUUGCAACAUAGGGCAGAUUCUCCUGUGGUCACUGUGCAAAAUUGGGUGGAAAGGGGUUAUUCAGUUGUGAAUGUUCAGUCCAAGGAUCGAACCAACCUUUUGUUUGAUGUAGUUUGCACAUUGACAGAUAUGCAAUAUGUUGUGUUUCAUGCCACUAUCAACACAGCUGGGGAUAAAGCAUAUCUGGAAUUCUAUAUUAGGCACACAGACGGAACCCCAAUUAGUUCAGAACCUGAAAGACAUCGUGUAAUCCAAUGCUUGCAAGCUGCAGUUGAAAGGAGAGCAUCUGAGGGUGUAAGGCUGGAGUUAUGCACUGAUGAUAGGCAGGGUCUAUUAGCAGAUGUGACCCGAACGUUUAGAGAAAACGGUCUUAACGUGACAAGAGCCGAGAUAUCAACCACGGGGGACGUGGCUAAGAACGUUUUCUAUGACGACGCAAUUGGAAACCUAGCAGAUCCCAAAAUCAUUGAAGCAGUGAGACAAAAGAUUGGUUUAGGGAAGUUAAAAGUAAAGGAGUUGCCAUUGAUUUAUCAUCAAAAGGCUGAAAGGGAGGAGCAGGCAGUAGGGGUUGGUGGGACAGUGUUGUUAUCACUUGGGAGCCUAGUGAGAAGGAAUCUGUACAAUUUGGGUUUGAUUAAAUCCUAUUCUUGAAGUGGAAACUCCAGGGCAGCAAAUUGGUAGGAAACUCUUUGGUUGGCAUGUGGCAUAUUCUUUGCUUCAGGUUUGGGCUUUGGCCUUUGUGUACAUAUGAAAAAGGUGGAAUUUGGUGACAGUUGUUGCUCUAGGUGGGUUUGGUUGGCUGAAUUGACAGAACCACGGAGAGAAGAUUGGGAGGCAGCUCCACCAAUUUUUUUAUUACCCCCAACGCUUGGUUUAGGGGAAGGGAAGAUUUGAAUGGGAAGAGGGAAAACAGAACAAAAGUUAAAAAGAUAUUGGUGGGGUUUGUGAAUUGUGCUAUAGAUUUGUUGCUGUCAGAGAGAAAGAAGAUUAGGUAGAAGAAAAAUAUGGUUUAUUAUACACAAACAUUUGUACAUAACGACUUUUAAGUAUUAAUUAUAAUGGUUGACUUGAUUUUUUCUAUA